Molecule: messenger RNA, 1284 nt
Organism: Candida dubliniensis CD36
Lineage: Eukaryota; Fungi; Ascomycota; Pichiomycetes; Serinales; Debaryomycetaceae
Gene: HRR25
Product: serine/threonine protein kinase
Exons: 1
Coding region: 1-1284 (427 amino acids)
Biological process (GO): peptidyl-serine phosphorylation; endocytosis; signal transduction
Cellular component (GO): cytoplasm; nucleus
Molecular function (GO): protein serine/threonine kinase activity; ATP binding
Source: RefSeq, a predicted model, not a curated record
AUGGAUUUAAGAGUGGGUAAAAAAUACCGUAUUGGACGUAAAAUUGGAUCAGGUUCAUUUGGAGAUAUUUAUUUGGGAACUAACAUUAUAUCUGGUGAAGAAGUUGCUAUCAAAUUAGAAAAUACUAAAGCCAAACAUCCUCAAUUGGAAUAUGAAGCCAAAGUUUAUAAAGCUUUGAGUGGUGGAGUUGGUAUUCCAUUUGUUAGAUGGUAUGGUACUGAAUGUGAUUAUAAUGCCAUGGUUAUUGAUUUAUUGGGUCCAUCAUUAGAAGAUUUAUUCAAUUAUUGUAAUCGUAAAUUCACUUAUAAAACUGUUUUAUUAUUAGCUGAUCAAUUAAUUUGUCGUAUUGAAUAUAUUCAUGCCAGAUGUUUUAUUCAUCGUGAUAUUAAACCGGAUAAUUUUUUAAUGGGGAUUGGUAGAAGAGGUUCUCAAGUUAAUGUCAUUGAUUUUGGAUUAGCUAAGAAAUAUAGAGAUCCAAGAACUCAUUUACAUAUUCCUUACAGAGAAAAUAAGAAUUUAACUGGUACUGCCAGAUAUGCUAGUGUUAAUACUCAUUUAGGUAUUGAACAAAGUAGAAGAGAUGAUUUGGAAAGUUUAGGAUAUGUUUUGAUUUAUUUUUGUCGAGGAUCAUUACCAUGGCAAGGAUUAAAAGCUGCUACAAAAAGACAAAAAUAUGAUAGAAUUAUGGAAAAAAAAAUGACUACUCCAAAUAAUAUUUUAUGUAAAGGUUUACCAUCAGAAUUUUUGGAAUAUAUGAAUUAUGUGAAAACUUUAAGAUUUGAUGAUAAACCUGAUUAUCCAUAUUUAAGAAAAUUAUUUAGAGAUUUAUUUAAAAAAGAAAAUUAUAGAUAUGAUUAUGUUUUUGAUUGGACUUUAUAUAAAUUUCAACAAGAAAAACAAAGAGCACAACAAGGUAAAAUAGUUGAUGGUGAUAAUCAAGAUCAACAACAAAAUAAUCAAAUUCAAAAUCAAAAUCAAAAUCAAAAUCAACAGGCACAAAUUACUGCACCACAAGCAUCAGUCCCAGUAUCACAACAACAACAACAACAACAAAUUCCACAACAUAUCCCAACACCACAACAACAACUUCCACCACCUCAACAACAACAACAACAACAAAAGGCUUCUGUCACCCCUCAAUUACAACAAUAUACUGAUCAACGUCUUCAAACCCAACGAGCUGUAUAUCAACUGAAUCAGAAUUAUAGUGGCAGCAAAGUUACUCAACCACAAUCACAACCACAACCACAACCUCCACAACAAGGUAAUCCAGCAUGGCUUUAG